AAACAACGAAGAAAAAGGAGUUCAAAGGUUGACAGGAAAAGCCUCAUUAGUUGAGAAACACGCUGAACACGUAUUUUAUUUUAUUUUUUUACGGAGAUUCCGCACUUUCUUUGGUUUAGCCUUCACAAGACGCUGCCAUGUCAUCCUACACGUGCAUCAGCUGCCGCGUGGCAUUCUCUGAUGGAGAGGUGCAACGUGCCCACUACAAGAGUGACUGGCACCGCUACAACCUGAAGCGCAAGGUUGCCGACAUGCCACCCGUCAGCGCCGCCAACUUCCAGGAGCGUGUCCUGUUGCAGCGAAGCGCCGCCGAAUGCCACCCAAGCAAUGUUGGCGAAGUCUGCGCCGUCUGCAACAAAAAGUUCUGUAGUGCCAACGCCUUCCGCAACCACCUACAAUCACAGCGACACCAGCAGGCCGAGCGCCGCGCCCUGCAGGCUGCUCGGCAACAGGUGGACAAGCUUAACCAGAAGAACCUGGAGAAAGGGCUGGGCAGCGAAGACAAGGAGGACAGAGACGCCAGGAACAAGGCUCUGCAGCAGGCCUUCAAGGAGCAGUGCAGGACAAGCCAGAAGGAGGCGCCGGUGAGGAGCAAGGAGAAAAAGGCGGAAAAACCUCCACGACUGGUGUGGCUGGAGGAGCAGGCCAAGCGGAGAGAGCGGGACGAAGGGGCUGCCGCUGAGGAUGAGUGGGAGGACAUGGACGAAGAUGAGGAUGAUGAGGAGGACAUGGAGGAGGAUGAUGAGGAUGAGCCCACAGAGGAAAAGGAUGGAGACCCAGCCGCUUCGUCCAACCCGGAUCAGCCCGCCAUCACCCCCCUACCUGGUUCAAUUCCCGUCACCGACUGUCUGUUCUGCUCGCAUCAUUCCAAGUCGCUGCUGCGGAAUGUCGCCCACAUGACACACGUUCACAGCUUCUUCAUCCCGGAUCUUCAAUACCUGGUGGACCUCAGGGGUCUGGUCCGCUACCUCGGCGAGAAGGUGGGCGCGGGUAACGUGUGCCUGUGGUGCAACGAGAAGGGGCGCUCUUUUUACUCCACGGAAGCCGUGCAGAGUCACAUGACGGACAAAAGUCACUGCAAGCUCUUCACAGACGGGGACGCCGCGCUUGAGUUCGCCGACUUCUACGACUUCAGGAGCAGCUACCCAGACAGAGGGGAUGAUGACAUGGACGACGAAGAGCUUCCUGACGACAAGAACUUUGAAUAUGACGAUGAGACAAUGGAGCUCACGCUUCCGUCAGGCGCCAGGAUCGGCCAUCGCUCCCUCAUGAGGUACUACAAGCAGCGCUUCGGAAACGAGAGGACCCUGACCCUGAGCCACAACAGGAACGCGGUGGGACGUGUGUUGCGGCAAUACAAAGCGCUCGGAUGGGCCGGAGAUGCAGGCCUCGGUAGCGUGCGCUGCGUCCGUGACAUGCAGUACGUGCAGAUGAUGAAGUCCAAGUGGAUGCUGAAGAUGGGAAUGAGUCACAACGCCACUAAGCAGAAACACUUCCGCCCGCAAGUCAUCUUCUGAGGGUGGCCAAAAACACUUGAAUUUGAAACUGUUUGGAGCCACAGAAGCAAUCGGGUGGACAAAUUGACAGCUGUCAUGGUAUUCAAUGACCGAAAUGUUACAGUGCUAUCUCGAGAUGCGAAUGACCCAACUGAGUCAUAUAUUAUUGCAAUUUACUGAGAAGCUAUGAUGUCUCCAUAUCAAUGUUUUGCUAGCCAAUGGGAAGACACCAGAAGUACCAACACCAUGUCCAUUGAAUAGAAGCAAAAAGUGACAAAAAUGGUUUAAUUCUUCACAUUCAUUUAAAUCGUCAUUUCUGUAUGUUUUUGUAAAGUACAAUAUUUUUGAGUGCUUUUUUUGCCCUUCAUUCAUUGUUUUUUUUUUUUUUUUUUUUUUGCCAGAGGCCAUUGAUUUCAAUGGGGAAGUUUUUGAGUGAAGUGUGGUCACGAAAUGAAUUGAACUAGUCUCUCAAAGGCAUCACUAUUUUUUCCCCAUUAUGGAACAAAAAGAUUUUUACUGCAAUGAAACAUUACAUGGGGGUCUUCUGUUUGUGACUUUUCCAACUAUGAAAGUUUGAAUUCAGUGAAAUUUCAGGGUCAGCUAAAAGAUAAUGUCGCCACAGUACUUUAAAAAGUAAGUACGUUUCUUUCGGCUUGUCCCUUUCGGGGUCGCCACAGCGUGUCAUCUCAGAUGAACGCACAUAAAUGUUUGGCACUAUUUUUACGCCGGAUGCCCUUCCUGACCCUUCUCAUCAAGCCGAAAGAAACUUACUAUUGUCUAAUCAAACUAUGUAAUUUACCUCACAUUUGAUUGUCAUUUUCAUGGCUAGUUUGGUCCUUCAACUGGACACCUGUGGACUUGACAUACAAGUGAAGAUAUAUCAGCUACACCCUAGAAUAAUAUUGAUGCAGUAAUGUUUGGCUGAAUGUUCUAAUAAAA
Syngnathoides biaculeatus (alligator pipefish) is the source of this 2435-nucleotide messenger RNA. It is a transcript of the gene znf622, whose product is annotated as zinc finger protein 622. Lineage: Eukaryota; Metazoa; Chordata; Actinopteri; Syngnathiformes; Syngnathidae. Gene Ontology annotation, molecular function: zinc ion binding; nucleic acid binding. The transcript has 7 exons. Bases 138 to 1517 code for a protein of 459 amino acids. Gene Ontology annotation, biological process: ribosomal large subunit biogenesis. The record is from RefSeq and is a predicted model, not a curated record. Gene Ontology annotation, cellular component: preribosome, large subunit precursor.